AGAGGGUCUCGGCAGAGCCGGCGGACCUUUUGCCGACCCCCACGGUCGGUUGGGGGCCGCAGGGCAGCCAUUGUUUGAUGUCCUGUGACUGAGAACACCAGUGGUGAACUGUAUUAUGCCUUUGGAGAUGGAGCCCAAGAUGAGCAAGCUCGCCUUUGGGUGCCAGAGAAGUUCCACAUCAGACGAUGAUUCUGGCUGUGCGUUGGAGGAGUACGCCUGGGUGCCCCCAGGACUUCGACCAGAGCAGAUCCAGCUCUAUUUUGCUUGCUUACCAGAGGAAAAGGUCCCGUAUGUGAACAGCCCUGGAGAGAAACAUCGAAUUAAACAGCUUUUGUACCAGUUGCCACCACAUGAUAAUGAGGUGCGGUACUGCCAGUCUCUGAGCGAAGAGGAGAAGAAAGAACUGCAGGUGUUCAGUGCCCAGCGGAAGAAAGAAGCCCUGGGAAGAGGAACGAUUAAACUUCUGUCCAGAGCCGUGAUGCACGCCGUGUGCGAACAGUGUGGGUUGAAGAUAAACGGAGGUGAGGUUGCAGUGUUUGCCUCGCGGGCGGGCCCUGGAGUAUGCUGGCACCCAUCCUGUUUUGUGUGCUUCACCUGUAACGAGCUGCUGGUCGACCUCAUCUAUUUUUAUCAGGAUGGAAAAAUUCACUGCGGCAGGCACCAUGCUGAGCUGCUCAAACCACGGUGUUCCGCAUGUGAUGAGAUCAUUUUUGCUGACGAGUGCACAGAAGCUGAGGGUCGCCACUGGCACAUGAAACACUUCUGCUGCCUGGAGUGUGAGACGGUCCUGGGAGGGCAGCGGUACAUCAUGAAGGACGGCCGCCCGUUCUGCUGCGGCUGCUUCGAGUCCCUGUACGCCGAGUACUGCGAGACCUGUGGGGAGCACAUCGGUGUGGACCAUGCCCAGAUGACCUAUGACGGGCAGCACUGGCAUGCUACAGAAGCCUGCUUCUCGUGUGCCCAGUGUAAAGCCUCUCUGCUGGGGUGUCCCUUCCUUCCCAAACAAGGUCAGAUUUAUUGCUCAAAGACAUGCAGCCUCGGUGAAGACGUCCAUGCCUCCGACUCCUCCGACUCUGCGUUCCAGUCCGCUCGGUCCAGAGACUCCAGACGAAGUGUCCGGAUGGGCAAGAGCAGCCGGUCGGCAGAUCAGUGCCGACAGUCUCUCCUCUUGUCCCCUGCUCUAAACUACAAGUUUCCUGGCCUUUCAGGCAAUGCCGACGACACCCUUUCUCGGAAGUUGGAUGAUCUGAGUCUCUCGAGGCAGGGAGCAAGUUUUGUCAAUGAAGACUUUUGGAAAGGCAGAGUAGAGCACGAAACCCCAGAAGACCCCGAAGAAUGGGCCGAGCAUGAAGAUUAUAUGACGCAGCUCCUCCUCAAGUUUGGCGAUAAAAGCCUCUUUCAGCAGCAGCCCAGUGAGAUCGAUAUUCGAGCCAGUGAGCAUUGGAUAUCUGAUAACAUGGUUAAAAAUAAGACUGAGUUGAAGCAAAAUAACCAGAGCCUCGCAAGUAAAAAAUACCAAUCUGAUAUGUAUUGGGCACAGUCACAAGAUGGACUGGGAGAUUCGGCUUAUGGCAGCCACCCAGGCCCGGCAAGCAGCAGGAGGCUCCAGGAGUUGGAUCUGGACCAUGGGGCUUCGGGGUACAAUCAUGAUCAAACACAGUGGUAUGAAGAUUCCCUGGAGUGCUUGUCAGACUUGAAACCAGAGCAGAGCGUUCGGGAUUCAAUGGAUUCUUUGGCUUUGUCUAACAUCACAGGGGCUUCAGUGGAUGGAGAGAGCAAGCCGAGGCCAUCGUUAUAUUCUCUGCAAAACUUUGAGGAGAUGGAGGCGGAAGACUGCGAGAAGAUGAGCAAUAUGGGGACCCUGAACUCCUCCAUGCUGCACCGGAGUGCGGAGUCCCUAAAGAGUCUGAGCUCAGAGCUGUGUCCGGAAAAAAUCCUGCCCGAGGAGAAGCCGGUACACCUGCCCGUGCUCCGGAGGUCCAAGUCUCAGUCCAGGCCCCAGCAGGUCAAGUUCUCCGACGACGUCAUCGACCACGGAGGCUACGACAACCUGGAAAUCCGCCAGCCCCCCAUGAGCGAGAGGACGCGGAGACGGGUCUACCACUUUGAGGAGAGAGGGCCCCGCUCUCACCACCAUCGCCGCCGGCGGAGCAGGAAGUCGCGCUCCGACAACGCCCUGAACCUGGUGGCCGAGAGGAAGCACUCGCCCAAGGCCAGGCUGCGGCUUUACGCCCCCGACAACUACGAGAAGUUCAUCCAGAGCAGGAGCGCGCGGGAGAUCCAGGCCUACGCGCAGAGCGCGGCCCUGUUCGGCCGGCACGCCCACGCCACCUCCGACUACGCCUUGCAGAGCCCCGCGCCCCGCUUCCUGGGCCUCUACGGGGAGGACGACGACUCCUGGUGCUCCUCCUCCUCCUCCUCCUCCGACUCCGAAGAAGAGGGCUACUUUCUGGGACAACCCAUCCCCCAGCCCCGGCCCCAGCGGUACGCCUACUACACAGACGACCUGUCCAGCCCAGCGUCUGCGCUCCCCACGCCGCAGUUUGGUCCGGGGACAGCGAAAUCCAAGAAGAAAAAGGGACACAAGGGCAAAAACUGCAUUAUUUCUUAACCGCGUUGCUGUGGAGAUCAUGUUUCAACGUAGCCAUUAACCACCUUGAAUCCUAUCUUUUUUCUUUCAUAGGAAAGUUGCUAAAAUAGUUUAAAGUGCUUUGCCCAUGUAAAUGAGCCCCCCACCCCACCACCACUGUUUACAGUGUCAGAUUAACAUUCAGAAGGUGUGGUUUCUGCAGUGUACCCUCCUCGGAUGGUGCCAGUCAGGUGCGUCAUAGUUUCACAUAGCUGCUUUGGUCUCCAGUCUGCAAGAGAAGCCUCGAGAAACUGCCGCAAGGUGACUGGACAGGGGUGUUGAUGCCAGACAACGAGACCUUCGGCCACCUUUGGAAAGCAACAGUGUUUGUCGUCAGUCCGCGCCAGGUUGGCCCAGGUCCCGAUCGGGCUGUCUGGCUGUGCGGCAUGCCUGUAGUCACACUGACCCAGCCAACACUGUGUGCCAUCCCACGAGGCCCCUCAUCCCCCCGCAGCCCCCCUUAGCCAGGUAAACAUUGUAUUAUUGUAUUAGCUCCAGCUACAGAUUGGGAAAACAACAAAAACCAACUUUGCUAUUUAUAAUGUAGUAUUUCAUAGACUUAAGUGUAUUCCUAAUUUAACGGUGCAAAUAUUAAUGUACAUAAUGUACAGUUCAGAUUUUAAAGCUGAUAUUUUUAUAUCCCUGAAUCGCAAGGUGUUUGUUACACUGCUAGGUUCGUUAGGGGACCGGAAACAGCAUUUACGGAUGGAAUGAUUGCUUGUAUUUUAGUCAGGGCUUAUAAGUUUAGAUGGUCAAAUUUAUAUUGCCUAGUGAUGGAAAGUUCAAAUUUUUUUCAAUAUUAAAAAGGCUCUGUAUGCAUGGUGGGGCUAUGUAAAUAUUCGUU
Molossus molossus (Pallas's mastiff bat) is the source of this 3473-nucleotide messenger RNA. RefSeq names its product prickle planar cell polarity protein 1 (gene PRICKLE1). Lineage: Eukaryota; Metazoa; Chordata; Mammalia; Chiroptera; Molossidae. Bases 116 to 2611 code for a protein of 831 amino acids. Gene Ontology annotation, molecular function: zinc ion binding. The transcript is spliced from 8 exons. The record is from RefSeq and is a predicted model, not a curated record.